AGAUCAGACCGCACCCAUCCAAGGCCCCGGUUGACUGAGCAAUUUCGACAAUGUAUUUAAACCUCCGGCGGAGCUGCUUCGAAAAGUCAUCGCAACUAUCACAAUGCCGCCUCUAGCAUCAUUUACUCCCCUACUACUCGCAGGAUUCGCGGCCGCGAGGGCUUGCACAAAUGUCACCAUCCCGGUUGAUAUCUCUUCGCGACAAGGUUUGUUCGAAGAAUUUCCAAUUGAAGGGAACAUCGAUGUGGCAGCCUUUGCGCAAGCUUUCACACAGCAAGGUCGGAACUACACGGCCAUGUUGCUGCGGGACUACCAAACGCUGAAGGGGAGCUACGAGAUUUCUGCCAAGUUCUGCCAGCCCGACAGCGGUAGUGCAUCCACCAUCCAGCUACUGUCUCACGGUAUUGGUUUUGAUAAGACAUACUGGGACCUGCCAUACAACAACUACAACUACAGCUAUGUCGACAUAGCCGUCAAGCAAGGAUACAGCACGCUCGCAAUUGACCGCCUGGGAAUUGGCAAUUCUUCGCACGGGGACCCUCUCAACACUAUCCAAGCCCAAGCUGAAGUUGAAGCCCUCAAUGCCAUUACGACACUUCUUCGCCAGGGCAAGGUACCUGGAAUUGAUACAUCCUUCAACAAGGUCAUCCACGUCGGUCACUCUUUCGGCUCAGUGCAAUCUUACUGGCUCUCCUGUCUAUAUCCCAACAACACAGAUGGUCUAGUCCUCACCGGUUAUUCAGCGAACGGAAGCUAUCUACCCGUCACGGUCGCCGCAUGGAAUUUGCACAGCGCACGCCUCAACCAGCCUCUUCGCUUUGGUAACUCAUCAAGCGAAGGUGUUCAAAAAGCGUUCGGGUCCUAUGGGACUGGCACCGCCCUACUCUCGGGGAUUCAAUCGCUCCUCAAGAACGUCACAAUACAGCUCUCGACCAAUGAGAUCUGGAAUGAGGUCGCGACCACUGAAGUCGGCGAUCUCAUCAACGGCUACAACCAAACUAUCGCCCCUCUAGACUACCCCAGCGGAUACAUCGUCCAGUCCGAUUUCACCGCCACUCAGUACGUCUUUCUGCUUCCCGGUCGCUACGACAUCGGCCUCGGUAUCCUCGGCGAAAUGACCAAGCAGCCGGUCGCCACCGGAGAGAUUCUGACUAUUGGCUCCUCCCCCAUGAUGUCCCCCUUCAGCGGCCCUGUUCUGGUAUUCACCGGGGAGAACGAUCAGCCGUUUUGUGGUGGUGACUGUCUCGCGACGGGUACAAGUGCGCCGAGCAUCCCGGCAGAGGGCAAGAAGCAGUUCCCAAGCGCGAGCGUCUUCGAGGCUUUGAUUCAGCCUGAGACGGCGCAUGGGUUGAACUUCCAUUAUAAUGCGACGGCGGGGUAUGAGGCCGUCCAGACUUGGUUGGCUGCUCAAGGCCUCGCCGCUUCAUAGAUCUCUCGGAGAGGAUCCGAGAAGCGCGAGUAAUGGAUGAAGAGUGCGAUAUAA
Molecule: messenger RNA, 1483 nt
Organism: Trematosphaeria pertusa
Lineage: Eukaryota; Fungi; Ascomycota; Dothideomycetes; Pleosporales; Trematosphaeriaceae
Exons: 2
Coding region: 104-1429 (441 amino acids)
Source: RefSeq, a predicted model, not a curated record